Echinops telfairi (small Madagascar hedgehog) is the source of this 528-nucleotide messenger RNA. RefSeq names its product interleukin 19 (gene IL19). NCBI's taxonomy places the organism in Eukaryota, Metazoa, Chordata, Mammalia, Afrosoricida, Tenrecidae. The record is from RefSeq and is a predicted model, not a curated record. Bases 1 to 528 code for a protein of 175 amino acids. The transcript has 5 exons.
AUGAAGAUUCAGGGCGUUUUCCUGUCCCUCCUUGGUAUGAGUCUCUUCCUGUGCUUAGUGCAUGCCCGGAGUCUCCAUAGAUGCCCAACCGCCAUGGACACAGACCCUGUAAAACAGAGCUUCCAAGCCAUAAAAGGCGCUGUGCAAGCAAAUGACACCUUCAAAAAUGUCACGAUCCUGUCCAAGCUGCAGAGCAUUAAGCCUUUAGACAUGUGCUGCGUGACCAGGAAGCUCCUGGAAUUCUACAUGGAGAGAGUGUUCAAGUAUCGUGAGGAGCUGAGCGUCCAAAUCUCCAGAGGAGUCAGCAGCAUUUCCAACUCUUUCCUCCCCCUGCAGAGGACUGUGCAGCCCUGUAAGGCACGGAGGCUGUGCCCCUGCAGUGAGGAAGCCACCAGAGCAACCAGCAUCAUCAACAGCAACUAUGAUCAGCUGGAGGUCCAAGCUGCUGUCAUAAAGUCCCUGGGAGAGCUGGAUGUCUUUAUAGCCUGGAUUGACAAGCAUUAUCAUCCAGAACCCUCCACAGCUUGA